Octopus bimaculoides (California two-spot octopus) is the source of this 750-nucleotide messenger RNA. Its product is annotated as small ribosomal subunit protein mS31. NCBI's taxonomy places the organism in Eukaryota, Metazoa, Mollusca, Cephalopoda, Octopoda, Octopodidae. Gene Ontology annotation, molecular function: structural constituent of ribosome. The record is from RefSeq and is a predicted model, not a curated record. Gene Ontology annotation, cellular component: mitochondrial small ribosomal subunit.
AUGAAAUUCUUCUACAAACGUUAUUUGGACUUUGAAGAGAAAAACGGUGACAAAGAAAGCCAAGAAGCUGUGCGCGAGAAAGCAAAGCAAUAUCAUACCCAUCUAUCUAAAUGCAAAGCUCGGCACCUUUGCAUAAGUCCUGUUUUACAAAAAGAAAAUGAAGACAAAAUUUCUGACAAAGAAGAUACACCAAAAAAAAAUUUAUUUGCUGGGAUGAAAGUUAUCAAAGAGAGAACAUCAUAUUCAGGAAAAGAAAUGAGAACUGACUCUCAGACACCUCCAAUGAAGCCCAAGAAAAUUAUUCAUACUGAAAGCACAAAGUUAUUUUCUGCUCCCGGCCUUCAAAUUUUCGACAAAGUUACACAACCUCCACCUGAACCAGAGAAACAAAGCCUGUGGGAUGAAAUAAAUGCAGAAACCUUAACUUCCAUUCCUGUAUUCCCGUCAAAUGCUUUUGAAGAAAUCGCUAUUUGGACUAAAGAAGGAAAAUACUGGACAUUCCCAAUCAAUAACGAAGCCGGUUGGGAAGAAGAAAUAAAUACAGGAUUCCAUGAACAUGUCUUUCUACAAGAUUUGAUUGCUGAUUUCCCCUCAAAAGGACCAAUUCGUCACUUUAUGGAAUUAGUCAUUACAGGACUUUCACUGAGCCCUUAUUUAACAGUCCAACAAAAGAAGGACCACAUUUCCUGGUUUAAGAAUUAUUUUGAAGAAAAACGACACUUACUUAAAGAGGAAUUGGCUUUAACAUAA